AUGAUGCCCCGUCUGACCUGCAACUUUUCCAACGUCCAGUACAAGAACAUGAAGUUCUUGAUCAUGGACUGCCCCACUGAGCGCAACGCCAACCUGUAUCUGCAGGAGCUUAAAAAGGAAAACGUUACCGACAUUGUGCGGCUGUGCGAGCCCACCUACUCCAAGGAAAUGUUUGCGUCCAAUGACAUCGAGGUCACGGACAUGUUCAUUCCCGACGGCGGCAUUCCUUCCGCUCAAACCAUCGACACGUUCCUCAACCUGUGCACCAGCAAGUUCGGCGUCCUUGGGGCCGAGAGCGAGCCCGAGGCCGCCAUCGCGGUCCACUGCAUUGCCGGCCUGGGCCGCGCUCCCAUCAUGGUCUGCAUCGCCCUCGUCGAAGGCGGCAUGCCCGCGCUCGAUGCUGUCGCCUACAUCCGCAAGUGCCGCCGCGGCGCCCUCAACGCGGUGCAGAUGGAGUUUAUGGUCGACAAGUACCAGCCCCGCUCCAAGUCCCGCGGACGCUUCUUCCAGCUCUUCAAGCGCGGCUCCUCGCCCACCAGCCAGCGCGGAUCGAGCCCUGACUCGUCGUCCUCGGGCGCCACCAGCCCCCAGUCGUCCUCGCUUGGCAGCGGCCUGAAGCGCUUCUCGGGCUUCCUCAACCGCAACCCCAGCCUUGUCUCCACCGAGGCCCGCUGA
This is a messenger RNA of Polychytrium aggregatum, 675 nucleotides long. Its product is annotated as protein-tyrosine phosphatase-like protein. The record is from RefSeq and is a predicted model, not a curated record. Gene Ontology annotation, biological process: protein dephosphorylation. Lineage: Eukaryota; Fungi; Chytridiomycota; Chytridiomycetes; Polychytriales. The transcript has 2 exons. Gene Ontology annotation, molecular function: phosphatase activity. Bases 1 to 675 code for a protein of 224 amino acids. Gene Ontology annotation, cellular component: nucleus.